This is a messenger RNA of Penicillium lagena, 222 nucleotides long. RefSeq lists its product as uncharacterized. The record is from RefSeq and is a predicted model, not a curated record. NCBI's taxonomy places the organism in Eukaryota, Fungi, Ascomycota, Eurotiomycetes, Eurotiales, Aspergillaceae. The transcript has a single exon. The coding region runs from base 1 to 222 and encodes 73 amino acids.
AUGACUGAGAACGACAACAGCAAGUGUCGGCUCUGCGAGAAGAUCGAGACCAAAUUUCGCCGUCGAAGCGCUGAGCUUGACCGGCUGGAACGGUGGAAACGCGAGGGGGCCACGCUGAUAGCCUCGAUGGAUCGAUCUCUGAAGCUUAUCAAAGAUCUGGAUUCCGAGAUCCGCUCAUUGCAGAGGGAGCGCGAGGAUCGGAGGAGCACUCUCACGAGAUAG